Neomonachus schauinslandi (Hawaiian monk seal) is the source of this 761-nucleotide messenger RNA. Its product is annotated as rho-related GTP-binding protein RhoG-like. The coding region runs from base 80 to 682 and encodes 200 amino acids. Gene Ontology annotation, molecular function: GTPase activity; GTP binding; protein kinase binding. Gene Ontology annotation, biological process: regulation of actin cytoskeleton organization; small GTPase-mediated signal transduction; establishment or maintenance of cell polarity. The record is from RefSeq and is a predicted model, not a curated record. NCBI's taxonomy places the organism in Eukaryota, Metazoa, Chordata, Mammalia, Carnivora, Phocidae. The transcript is spliced from 2 exons. Gene Ontology annotation, cellular component: cell projection; cytoskeleton; cytoplasmic vesicle.
CACUUAUGUACAUGCACAUAAUAUUGCAUACUUCAGAGGCGGCUUCUAGGACCUACUGAAGUUUAUCCUCUAGCAGUCCAUGGACUCCACGGACUCCAACGGAAGAAUGCAGACAAUCAAAUGCGUGGUUGUAGGAGAUGGGGCUGUAGGUAAGACCUGCCUCCUCAUCAGUUACACAACGAAUGCCUUUCCUGAGGAGUAUAUCCCCACUGUCUUUGACAACUAUAGUGCCCAGACAUCUGUGGAUGGCCAGAUCGUCAGCCUGAACCUGUGGGACACAGCUGGCCAAGAGGAGUAUGACCGACUGCGAACGCUGUCCUACCCCCAGACCAAUAUCUUUGUCAUUUGUUUUUCCAUUGGCAACCCAUCCUCGUAUGCCAAUGUGAGGCAUAAGUGGCACCCCGAGGUCUCCCAUCAUUGUCCCAAUGUGCCUGUCUUGCUGGUAGGUACCAAGAGAGACCUGCGGAAUGACACUGAGACAGUGAAGAAGCUGAAGGAACAGAGCCUAGUGCCCACAACUCCUCAGCAAGGCACUUCCCUGGCUAAGCAGGUGGGGGCUGUGAAGUAUCUAGAAUGUUCAGCCCUGAUGCAGGAUGGGGUACACGAGGUAUUUUCAGAAGCUGUUCGGGCUGUGCUUUACCCUGCCACAAAGAAGAACACCAAGAAGUGUGUCCUUUUAUAGCUUUUGGGGUGCUACUUGGAGACUGCACCUAAGGGGGAAUGAGAGGGAUUCCUUUGAUAGCAUUGAACAAACAAUGCCA